Molecule: messenger RNA, 369 nt
Organism: Gloeophyllum trabeum ATCC 11539
Lineage: Eukaryota; Fungi; Basidiomycota; Agaricomycetes; Gloeophyllales; Gloeophyllaceae
Exons: 2
Biological process (GO): translation
Molecular function (GO): structural constituent of ribosome
Source: RefSeq, a predicted model, not a curated record
AUCUUAAGUAGAAUUUUUAAUAAACCAGUAGAAUUAGAAUUAAUUCGACUAUAUCGGCCUUAUUUUGAUAGUAAUAUUUUAGUUAAUACUAUUGGCUUAAUUAGUAAUAAAAUUAAAUUUAGAAAAAUUUUAAAAAAAUUAUUUAGAAAAGCUACAAUUAGAAAUAAUAAAAAAACUAAUAAUUUAUUACCUUCCUUCUUAUCUGGAAUACAAAUAAGAGUAGCUGGUCGACUAUUAACAAACAGAGUUAUACCUCGAAUGACAGUAAAAAAUUAUCAAAAAGGUAGAUUAGCUAGAAGUAAAGCUACUUUAGUAGAUACUUCUCGAUUUACUAGAAAAAAUAAGAGAGGUACAUUUAGUAUUACUGUU